Molecule: messenger RNA, 1602 nt
Organism: Akanthomyces muscarius
Lineage: Eukaryota; Fungi; Ascomycota; Sordariomycetes; Hypocreales; Cordycipitaceae
Exons: 1
Coding region: 1-1602 (533 amino acids)
Source: RefSeq, a predicted model, not a curated record
AUGUCGCUGUCGGAAUGCGCAGCGGUCGAGUUGUCGCCGGCGGACUCGUAUCCCAGCCCGCCCACGUCGCCGCAGUCAGCAAAGCGGACUGCCGCAGUAGCCCCGGGAAAAAACAUAACGAAAGCAACGCUCGACGCUGCCGUCGAUUCUGUUGCAUCAGCAACAGCACCAGCGUCGCAAAAGGAGUAUGCCCGCCCAGUCACUCCGGCCGAAUCCACGGCGUCGGGCGAUGAAGACCCCCAAGCCGCGGAAGAAGCUCUGAAGCUGAGGACUUGGAAGAUAGCGCUAUCUCUUGCCGACAUGAGAUGUGGCGCCACUCGAAAGGACAAUAAGUCCUGUGAGAACAAGAUAUCAGCAAAGAAGGCAGACCGAAUGAACGAUGUCGUCAAGCUGCUCUGGGUCCCGAGCAACACGUCGAUGGAAGUCGAGACACAUCUCGAUAGUCUUGCCAAGCUGGCUCACUGCUAUUACCAUGACCAUCCACCAGCGCGAGAAGCUCGAAUUAGUAAGUGGCUGGUUGUGCUGCCGGGUCAGCCUCGCCCGCCAUCACUCCAAAAGCGUCUGCGAAACAUUUUGGGGUCCGCGCCGACCAAGUGUACAUCUUUGAAAAAGGAUGGCAAGAAUUGCGGCAACGCGGUAGGACGGGAAAAGCGAUUUUAUUGCGACAAGACGAUCACGAAGAUGAUACGCAUGGCAAUGGCGCCUCAGGACGAAGAUGACCCCCUAAUGCUCCUUACCAAGGUUAUGCAGCACUAUAUGUUGUGUCAUGUGCAUCGCGCGCCGCCUUACAAGCAACAAGACGAGUGGACGAGGCGCAUAAGCAAGUUCCGUGCGGCCUGUCAGAACGAGAUGAACGCGAGGAAUAAAGAGAGCAAAUCAUCGAAACGGCCGACAGAGAAGGAAGAAAUCACGAGAAAUAAUACCAACUCAAGCAAACUCGCAUCGCCUCCGCCGACGCCAAGAAUUCAAAGGGUGGACGACGACCCAGGCACCUACUGGGAUACUGGGUACGAGACAAGCCGAUUUGACGUUCUUGGAAAAUGCGACAUGGUCGACGAGAGCAAAUCCACUUUUGACGAAAUUCGCGACAUUACCCGAGAGCUGCUGAAUACUGAUACCGAAAGGUCCGAGAACGAAGUCAACGACGGCUUCGUCUACCUUUACCAAGUCCCCGGCAACGAGCACCUCGUCAAGAUUGGCUUCACCACCGGCAGCGUCGCCGCGCGACUCGAAAAGUGGAAAAAGGACUGCCAUCGCGAGCCGGCCGCCGUAUAUCCCACGGCCAUGACGUGCACGGCCGCGGUGCCGCAUGCCCACCGCGUCGAGCGGCUUGUGCACGCGGAGCUCAUGGAGCACCGCGUGCGGCUGUACUGCGAGCGCUGCGGCAAGCAACACGUGGAGUGGUUCGAGGUGCCGGCGGAGGAUGCGGUCAGGGUGAUUGAGAAGUGGUGCGGCUGGAUGCGCACAAGACCGUACGUGAAGAGGGAGACAAGGGAGGGGGUGAAGUGGUACUUGAAGGAGGCGGAGGCGAAGCGCCUAUCUGACGUGGCAAAGUUUUUGAAAGAGUUGCAGAGCGAUAUUGAAGAGAGAAAAGAUUUAUAG